AUGUUUAAGUCCGCACACGAUGCUGCCGCUCAACAUUUGGACCAUCGCACUUCGAGGCGACGUCAACGACCACUUUCUUCUGAACUUUCGCUUUCUGAGCCUAAAAGUAAGCGUCGAAGAAGCGGAUUAAUUAAUCAAACAUCAUUAACUUCCAACCUAACGCCGGAGACGGAAGAGAAGAAUAUUAAGCUAGCUGCUCUGCAAUUCAUAAAGGAUGGUACGGCCCCAAUGAAAGAGCUGACUGUGCGUGGGAAAAGGCCAAAAUCAAGAGACAGGUGUCACAGGGGCGAUGGUAGCACUAUACUUGCCUCGAAUGAUAUAUAUACCGUAUCGAAACUCCCAGCUUUUCCCGAUCGACUGCGUUUGGAGACAGAUAAAAGCAAUCAACAACACGGCUCCAUUGGAUCUACCAUCGGCUAUGCCCUCAUACUGACGUGUACACAUGCAAUAGUUUGGCCCUAUUCUACUAACCUUGCCUCUCCGGAAACAUUCGUAUUCGACUUGAAUAUAUCCUCAAAACAUAACAUUGAUUUUCUACCAAUUGGCACCCUUGUUUCUGCAUCUGCAUCUUCCACAAAUCCGGGCCUUGUUGUAAUAAUUCCGACUACGGGGAUGGUAACAUAUUGGGAAUCUAUCUCAUGUGCUGCGACACUCGAACUCGGUCUGAGACGAAAUGGAGUGGAGCUUACAAUCCCUGGAUUAGCAUCUGGGGAAAUAGUCACUCAGCUCGUAAAUGCUGAAUCUGCUGGAUUUUUUCUCGCUUUUAGCAGUGGUAGGACAGCUUACAUGAGUGUAAGAGAUGGUCAAGGACGACCAGCGAUCUCAGUACAGUUCAUAAAAAAUGGUAUCAACUCCAAUCGAGGAGGAUUAUUUAACAGCAUCCGAAAUGUCCUAUCGACCUCAUCUUUAUUGGGAGAUAUAUCAGCAGUUAGAGCCGGACUUAUUGAAAAAAUUGGAGAAAGAGAUGUAGUCGUAGCAACUGCAAGAGGAAGAAUACAGUGCCUAAGAAUACACCGUGGUGGACACGUACACCAUAUUGUGGAAGUAGAAAGUCGUGAACCGCUAUUUCAGUCAUUCCGGGAAUCUUAUCCAGAUAUUAUAGAUGCCUCUUCAGAAUCUUUUGAAUUACUUGACUUCACCUUCAUACCAUGCCUAAAAAAAGUUUCAAAUCCAUCAAAAGAGGAAGAUAAUAUCAGCUUAUUGUUGCUGUAUUUAUUAAAUAACAGUGGUACGAAAUACAUACUCGCGCGAGCAAACAUCCAACGGAACGAGUUGAAGAUAAGCAGUCUACGGAUUAUCAAAUCCUAUGCGUCACCAGUCAAAAGUACAGCAGUCUCCAGACCAAGGCUAUACCUACCCAAACCAUCCUGUAUUGCAUACAUUGUAUUUCAUCAGGCUGUAGUUAUGUUUUCAACCUUUCAAUUACUCGGAAGUAUAGACUCACUGCCUCAAAGUGAUGAAAAUACUUUCAUACAAAAUUUCGACGAUACAAUCGAUUUUAGAAAUGAUCAAAAAGAUGAGAUAAUCGGAUCAGAAGUAGAGGAAUUUGAUUAUUUACCGUCAAUAUAUGAGGAAACCAAAUCUCCUCUCUCCAGUGUCAAAAUUCCUGCCUUGCUUCUCCUAGUACGAGGUACUGGAGUAAUACGAAUUUCGACUGUAGACUUAAAAAAAUUGAUUGAAAGUAAGGGACAGGCACCCAGUGCCAAGACUAAACUUGAGCAGGCUGUUUUCUUUGGAUCAAUGGAAAAAAAUCCUCUUAAUUUCGCCGUCCGACCAGAGCAGCAAUUUACAUACAAGGAAUUCGGAGAAGCAGCACUCAGAUUAAGUGAAGAUAUUCUAGGAUCUAAAUGCAAGUAUUUAUCCUCAGUCGCUGCUUCAAUUGAUCAAAAUUUCCAAAAACGAUCAACAGCCAUGAGGGAGCUCGCUUGCUACUUGCAAAAAAAUAAAAUAGAACUAGACAGGGUAACAAAAUGGAAAUUACUUUGCGACGCCGAAAGGUUGAGAGCUGCGACUCUAGGAUGGAAGAGCCACGAGGCUUUCAUGAGAAGCAAGUCCCUUGGAAACAAGAGAGGUCUAGUGUUAGAAAUUGUCGAGAGUAUGCACGAGAACUUGAAAACUGAGCCGGAUGAAGAGCUGGGUGAAUCUGAUCGUGUUCGCUCCUGGUUUCUCAAAGAUUUGGUUAAUAUUGAAUCAGCCCUGCCAUGGGCCUAUCAAUGUGUAAAGAUAAUUUGGGAAGCUGGUUCAAGGGAUCCUGAAAGUAUUCUUCAGCUUUUAUAUGAGGCAAAUAACUUUGUCGCUGCCAUCUUGAAGGGUGCCUUUGAGUUUAGAACUGCUAAUUUAGGACUUUACGGUCUUUCAUUUGAGCAAUUAAAUGAUGGUAUAUUGACAAAAGGAUACGAAGGUCUCCCAGAAUUUUGGACAUCAACAUUCUACAUCACAGAAAAUUUAGACAAACAAUCUCGACUUGCGACAAUAUUAACCAGUCAAUUAUGGUGUGAUCAAGAAGCAAAAUUCAAAAAUAGGGAACUUCUUGAGAAUACUAGAAGAGAUUUAUAUAGUCUCUUUGAUGUCAUGAUCCUCUCAAAAACAGAACGUAUUAGAUGGCUCUCAGCUCAACAAGAUCCUGUGCUUCAGAGAAAGGCAGAAGAUAUGAAAGAGAGCCAACAAAAAUGUGAGAACGAAUGUAUCUCCGCCUUAGCAUCAUCUCUUGAGCUUCCAGACGAAGCAAUUGACCUAGCUGAAAGACAUCAAAUUCUCACCGCACUCGCCUCUAUUUUAAAAUUAGAUCUUGAAGCUUGUAGGCACUCAAUUAAAAAGGCAUACUCUGCCCAGGAUUUAGAAGUAUUUAGGGACAGAAAGAUAUUUAUUGAGGAUCGAAUGAACCAUCUAUUUGUCAAGUUUGGCAUGAGAUGGGCAACAGCGUUAUGGGAGAAUUAUUUAGCUCGUGGUGCGGUAGAUGAGCUUCUUGAUUCAUGGCCAGAGCAACAGACAUAUCUGACAUCAUUUCUAAGAAGUAAGAAUGAAUAUACAAAAAUAUCUUGGAUAAACGAUGUCACACGAGAGAAAGACCUUUGUCACGCGUCAAAGUCGCUUAUACGACUUGGAACCCAACAGGAUCAAGAUUUGUGGAGCAAGAAGAUAAUCUUGAGCAUCGGAAAACUAGCCCUUUCUGCGGUUGAAACCCAUAAUGACGCAGGCACAAAAGCCUCUCAUCUAGCGUUGACGAAUCAACAACUUGGCCUAACUAGAAUCCAAGAGGCGAUAUAUAACUCUAUUCUGCCCGCGAUCGACAGCGCAAUUGAUGAUAACGCUGAAGUUCACCUAUUGCUUGAGUCCUAUGGGAAUGAAGCUCUUGAAAAGCAACCUAAAUUCAAGUCUCAACUUGUGAAGGGAUUUUCCAGCCUCAUUAAACACGAGACUAUGAGUGCUCUAGAUCUAGUGGACCUAUUAACUCUUAUGGAUACUGGACACUAUCAAGAAGGUGGUCCUCUGUUAAGAACUCAGCAAUUCUAUCUUGCUCUAAAGGCAGCUUCUCUCGGGCCUCUUAAGAUAGAUCAAAAUUUGACUCAACGUAUUAUAUGGCGAAGAUGUAUGUUAAGAGACAAUUGGGCUGAGAUAAAUAAUACCGACAUGAAAGAUGAUGAUGAAGUUAUGGCACAAUCCAGGGCUACAACCCUUUAUCAAACCCUAAUCACUUGCUUUGAAUUCCGAUUAUUUGAUAAAGGUUCUGAUAUAAAGCCAAUAAGUCCGUGCGAAGUAUUAGGCGCAGGACUUGAGGGUUUAGAUGAACGGUUCACAAGAUUAGAUAAUAGUUUAAGGGAGGAUAUCAUGAGAGAAAUGCAGAUUGAAGAUGACGCCUUACGACGACUUAUUGAAACUUCUCGUUUUGAUCAGUGGCACGCUACAGUUCUUGAGCUAGCACAGCAUGACCGAGAUCAAGAGAAAGAGGAGAAAAUUAAGGACAAACAAAGAAUUCAGGAUGCCUCGGAAGAGCUCACUAGAAUGGAAGGAAUCAUUAGGGAAAACGAGAAGAAAAAGGCAGAGAAUCUAUUGUACGCCAAGUCUCGGCCUAAAUCUAAGACCAAACCGUCAAUUUCUACGUCAAAUAUUUCCCAGAUUAUCCAAAAAUACUGA
This is a messenger RNA of Blumeria graminis f. sp. triticale, 4134 nucleotides long. NCBI's taxonomy places the organism in Eukaryota, Fungi, Ascomycota, Leotiomycetes, Helotiales, Erysiphaceae. The record is from the annotation of a GenBank genome assembly.